AAGGCGUGCCAGGUAGUGUUGGUGGCAGCGGCGUUGUCCGGCCUCCUGAGCUCGCCCGCCUCCGCCAGGUUCAUCGACGACGAGUGCGUGGGCGCGAUGGGCAACCGGAACAUCUACGAGAAGGUGUCGCGCGUCUGCGACGACUGCAGCAACAUCUUCCGCCUUCCGAACGUGGGCGAGAGCUGUCGGAGAAACUGCUUCUACAACGAGGACUUCCUGUGGUGCAUCAUGGCCUCGGAGCGGCACGCGGAGGUGGAGCAGUUCAACAGGUGGAUCAGUAUCCUCAAAGCUGGCCGAAAAUAAGACGCACGUCAAGUAAUUCCCUGUCGUGUAUCCAGCAGCUUAAUACUAC
Penaeus monodon (black tiger shrimp) is the source of this 352-nucleotide messenger RNA. RefSeq names its product molt-inhibiting hormone-like. Gene Ontology annotation, cellular component: extracellular region. The record is from RefSeq and is a predicted model, not a curated record. Gene Ontology annotation, molecular function: neuropeptide hormone activity. Gene Ontology annotation, biological process: circadian rhythm. NCBI's taxonomy places the organism in Eukaryota, Metazoa, Arthropoda, Malacostraca, Decapoda, Penaeidae.